Nanorana parkeri is the source of this 4446-nucleotide messenger RNA. RefSeq names its product CD109 antigen-like. The record is from RefSeq and is a predicted model, not a curated record. NCBI's taxonomy places the organism in Eukaryota, Metazoa, Chordata, Amphibia, Anura, Dicroglossidae. Gene Ontology annotation, cellular component: extracellular region. The annotation marks the transcript as partial. The transcript has 33 exons. Gene Ontology annotation, molecular function: endopeptidase inhibitor activity.
ACAACACUUGCUGUGCACUGGUUUGGGGACUCUGACCUCACUUUGACUGCCGAAAUAAGAGAUAAUAUCAGCCUUUUAACAAAUGUGACCAAAGUAAUUAAAAAAGAUUCCAUUGAAAUUGUCACUUUCCCAGGGAUAGCAAAAAUCACCAGUUUUAAUGUAUUUCAACUGUAUGUCAGUGGAUCUUCUCAGAAUACAUCAGUUUUCUCAGAAACAUUGAAUCUACCAAUGCAAACAAGAAAAUACAUAUUUAUCCAAACUGACAAAUUCAUGUACAAGCCUGAAGAGACUGUCAAGAUCCGAAUAAUUACAGUAAAUUAUGACCUAAAACCAAGUACACAAAAUGUGGACCUAAUUAUAAGGGAUCCUAGGUAUAAUAUUGUCCAGCAGCAUCUAAACAUGACCUCGGACUUGGGAGUCAUUUCAACUCAGUUUCAGCUGUCUAGCAGCCCUAUGUUGGGUCAAUGGAAUAUACAAGCUAAAAUAGAUGUAAUAUUUUCAACAAGCUCCAUAAAGACAUGGUUUGAUAAGGUUGGUGUGGAGGAGCUUCAGUGGUCCUCAAAGAGCCCUGACCUCCUUAUGAAACUCCAUACUAAUGCUCAUGGUUUUGGAAUAAGAUUUUCAACAAGCUCCAUGAAGACAUGGUUUGAUAAAGUUGGCGUGAGGGAGUUUGCUGAGAAUCAAAAUCUGACUAUAGCUUCAUUCUCCGUUGCCGAAAAUGUUUUUCGGAAGUUUGACGUAAAACUGGAUGCCCCGUCUUUCUUCAUCGAAUCAAUCAGGGAGAAUUUUACUGGUACAGUCAUUGCAAAAUAUCCCUAUGGCAAACCUGUAAGAGGCAAUCUAACAAUAUCAAUGAAGUCACUCUAUGCUGUAGUAUAUCCCGAAAGAAACAAAAUAUAUGUGGGUGUGCAAUGUUGGUUUAAGAUAUCAGGGUCCGUAAACUUCAGCUUUACACAUGAAGAAAUCCUUCAAUUAUCAUACUAUGGAGGAUUUAACAUAACAGCCACAGUUUAUGAAGAAUUUACAGCCUUAAACCUGCGGGUUGUUGAAAGUUUAGGAUCACUUGAAAUUUACAUCGCUGAUCGCAUGAAACCGAUUCAAGUACGAAGGAUUGACAGUAAAACCUUAACCAAAGAGGAAAGAGGAAAAAAUGUUUCUGUAAAGAUAACUCAGGGCACAGGGGCUUUGGUAAGCAGGGAAUUUGUAGGAACCACAGCAGUCGCUGUCGACUCUGAUAAUACCUUCUGGCGAAACUUUACCAUUUCCGAGUCUGGUAUUGUCAAUGUGGAAUUUCGUGUUCUGCAGUCAUUUCAAUGGAUACAACUGGAGGUUGAAUACCAGACCGCCUUUCAGCUAUUCUACUUUGAAAAACAGACAACAGUGGAUCCUUUUAUCCGGAUAAACAUAUCAGAAACAUCAUUAAAGGUUGGAACACCUUUUCAUCUACAAAUUAAUACGUAUCCAGAAGUUCAAGAGAUUUACUAUGUGGUUGUUGCAAAAGGAAUGGUAGUGGCUGCAGGCAAGAAUAAAACCACAUUUAGCCUCACUCCUGAACAUUCUUGGGCUCCCACUGCUCAGAUUGAGGUUUAUAAGCGCAAUGUGAACAGCAGCUUUGGUGAUAUACUUCAAACCACUCAGACGCUUAUGAUCAAAGGCGCACUAAAGAGCCAGGUGACUUUGUCAUGGAGCAAAAAUAGCGCUAAACCAUUAGAAAAUGUCACCCUGUCUGUCAGCGUGAAGGAAUCCCGCUCCUUGGUGGCACUGCGCAUUGUUGAAAAAAAAUCCACACUUCUUGAUGAUAUAAAUGAUUUAACUCCCAGCAAAGUCGAUAGUGGGCUCAGGUAUUUUCAGCCGUACAGCAGCCAAUGGCAGCUGAGCGGCGCUGCCGAGCCAAAGGCAUUUGCUUUGCAUUUGUUGACUGUGAACAGUUCUGAAAGAGUAGAAGAAAAUAUUCCAGAAAAUGGAAUACCUUCAUUCAUAGAAAGAGAAGAAGAAAAUAUUCCAGAAAAUGGAAUACCUUCAUUCAUAGAAAGAGAAGAAGAAAAUAUUCCAGAAAAUGGAAUACCUUCAUUCAUAGAAAGAGAAGAAGAAAAUAUUCCAGAAAAUGGAAUACCUUCAUUCAUAGAACCCCAAAGCAAGCCUGAGUUUAUAGAGACCUGGAUUUGGCUAGAAUCUAACAUAAGCUCGAGUUUAUUAAGAAAUCUUCUAGUAACUGUGCCAGACAAAAAUACGACUUGGGUGGCCACAGCAUUUGUUAUGUCUGAGGGACUUGGACUGGGAGUUACUGAUGCGCUUAUUGAGCUGUCUGUGGUGAAACCGCUUGUCAUGACACUUAAUAUGCCAAAUACGUUAACAAGAGGCGAACAGUUUAUCCUGGAAGUAAUGUUGUUGAAUUCCUUAAAAGAAGACUUGCAGGUUAUAAUCACAUUGGUGUCUAGCAAUUCAUUUGACAUAAUUGUACCUAAUAAUACCACAGGCUUUGUCACAGGAGAGCGCAAUGUGACAGUUCUCAGAGAGAAUGGAACGGUUGUUUUCUUUCCUAUACAACCAAAAGUACUGGGCAAUAUAGUAAUUCAUGUUACAGCUACUUCAAAAGCAGUGUCGGAAACUUUGAUCAGAAAUAUCGUAGUGAGGGCUGAAGGUGUGAAGAAUUAUUAUUCAGAGGCAGCACUUUUUGAAGUUCGUGGCAGUGGAAAUGCACCUGGCACAGUAUCAGUAAAGAGUUUCUCAUUCACUUUCCCUAGUGAUUUAGUACAAGGCAGUGAAGAGGCAUUCAUCACGGUAAUUGGAGAUCUUCUUGGGCCUUCAAUAAAUGGUCUUGAAUCACUUAUCGUUAUGCCGUAUGGCUGUGGAGAGCAAAACAUGAUUGUUUUUGCGCCAAAUAUUUAUGUUCUUAUUUAUUUAAAAGCAACUAAUCAGUUAAAGGGUGAUAUAAGGGAAAAAUCCAUACAAUUCAUGGAACAAGGUUAUGAAAGAGAGUUACUUUAUCGCCACAAUGAUGGCUCUUUCAGUGCCUUUGGAAAUUAUGAUGGGAUUGGAAGUACCUGGCUCACUUCUUUUGUAUUGAGAUGUUUCCUUCAAGCUCGGCCUUUUAUAUACAUAAGUCCAGAUGUCUUAAAUCAAGCAGUAGCCUUCCUAGUUCAGUAUCAGGAUAUUGACACUGGUAUAUUCUCUGAGCCCGGGCGAGUAAUACACAGAGAGCUCCAGGGUGGGCUUAACGGUCCAGUCACCCUCACUGCCUACAUACUAACCUCACUUUUAGAAGAUCAGGGUUACAAGAAUCGCUAUGCGUUCAAUGUGCAGAAAGCUGUACAAUAUUUAGAGGGCAAGUAUGACGAAGGAAUUUCCAGCAAUUACACCUUGUCAGUUGUUGCAUAUGCAUUAACACUGGCUAACAGCUCAAAAGCGAAACCUGCUCUAGACAAGCUAAACUCCAGGGCAACCAUUAUGUCUAAUGGAGGGAAAAAGUACUGGUCCGCACCUUCUACAUCAGCCAACAUAUACUGGCAGCCAAGGACAACAGAUAUUGAGACAGCAGCUUAUGCACUGCUCUCCUUCCAACGACAGAACAGAAUUGCAGAUGGUUUUCCUGUCAUGAAAUGGCUUAGCGAGCAGAGGAACCAGCUUGGGGGUUACGUCUCUACCCAGGACACAGUAAUGGCUCUCCAGGCUCUAUCCCAAUUUGCGGCAGCUCUCCCAUCGGGUCAAACAUCUCUCGUUGUAACUGUUACUGGAACAGGUUCAUUUGUAACAAAAACAUUCCAGGUCAACACCAACUUGCUAGAAUUACAAAGAAAACAGGUUGAAAUUUCCCAACCACUAUCAGUCACUGCCACUGCAGUUGGAAAUGGAUUGGCUGUUGCUCAGCUCAAUGUAGUGUAUAACACAAAGGCACCAUCACGGCGCAGGAGAAACACUGUGGUGGAAGCAUUCAAAUUAGAUCUGAAAGUGAAUGAAGAUGCAAGUAAUAUUCACAAACUGACAGUAGAUGUGAGCAUGAGUUACCUGGGAGAAGGUGAUGAGACUGGUAUGGUGCUUGUAGUAGUUAAUUACCUUAAUGGAUUCCAACUAAGUGCCAAAGUAAUUCCUACAACUAAAAUCCUUGCAAUGGUGGAACCUGAAGCUAAUAAAGUUAACCUCUAUUUACAUUCGCUAACCAGAGACACUGUUACUGUGUCUGUUCCAAUGGUCCGUUUUGCCAAUGUUGCUGGGAGCCAAGAUGCCGUGGUUACAAUUACUGAAUAUUACAACCCAAGAAACACUGUAACCCGAACAUAUAACUCUGCAACAAUGAAAAAGAUAUCAGUUUGUGAUUACUGUGGAUUUAACUGCACCCAGUGUAAAUCAAAUGUAGAAGUCAAAUCUCAGACCAACAGUGCCUACACUUACACACCUACGUUCUUUGUGCUGUGUAUUUCCAUGGUUCUCCUGUCUUAUCUUUUUUAG